This is a messenger RNA of Apis florea (little honeybee), 4572 nucleotides long. RefSeq lists its product as uncharacterized. Gene Ontology annotation, cellular component: nucleus. The record is from RefSeq and is a predicted model, not a curated record. NCBI's taxonomy places the organism in Eukaryota, Metazoa, Arthropoda, Insecta, Hymenoptera, Apidae.
AAAGUGAGGAAGAAAUUUUGAUUGUUGUUAUGUGACUUAAGACACCGGAAAGUAAUCGAUUUGGUAUUGCAAACGGUGAUAAAAUUCAUGAACAAUGAACGUCUCGGAAUAUUCGUUUUAUGAGAAUAUCAGCGACGAAUUGAAAUAUUUGGAAAAAGUACGCGGCCCUAAGUAUUUACCGCUAACGCUGAUAGUGCCUAUCACUCUCACGUACGUCGUCAUCUUUGUAACCGGAUUUGUUGGCAAUAUUAUCACUUGCAUCGUUAUCUGGAGAAAUCCGACCAUGCAGACACCGACGAAUUAUUACCUGUUCAAUUUGGCGGUAUCCGAUUUGCUGUUUCUAAUACUGGGUUUACCUUUUGAAUUGAGCGUAUUUUGGCAACAAUAUCCAUGGCAAUGGGGAUUAGGAAUAUGCAAACUAAGAGCGUACGUCUCUGAAACGUCCUCUUACGUGUCAAUAUUAACUAUAGUGGCAUUCUCAAUAGAAAGAUAUUUGGCAAUUUAUCAUCCUCUUCGUCAUUAUCAGAGCGGUCUGAAACGUGCUAUACGAUCUAUCUUUGGUGCAUGGCUGAUAGCUUUAAUUUUUGCUAUACCGUUCGCAGCUUACAUCGAUAUCAAUUACAUUGAAUAUCCACAAAACUCCAAACGAAAUUCAGAGGAGUCCGCGAUUUGUGCGAUGCUGAAAGAAAACAUGCCCGAAUUUCCUCUUUAUCAACUUAGCUGCAUUCUCUUUUUCCUCAUACCAAUGGUGUUUAUCGCGGUGCUUUAUAUUCGGAUAGGAUUACGAAUACAAAGUGACAGCCUUGCGGAGAAUGUCGAGGGAUACGUUCAUGGGGAAACGAAACAAGUCCAGUCACGAAAAACCAUCACACGAAUGCUGAGUGCCGUGGUGAUCACAUUUUUCAUCUGUUGGGCGCCGUUUCACGUUCAACGAUUAUUAUAUGUAUAUGAAGACUCAACGUACGAUGACAUAAAUCAAUGGGUAUAUCCGCUCACUGGUUGUCUUUACUACUUCAGUACGACUAUUAAUCCUAUCUUAUAUAAUGUGAUGAGCGCGAAAUAUCGAAAUGCUUUUAAAGAAACGUGUCGAUGUUCGCCUAGCAAUCCAUCCAUUACCAGAACUCGUCUAAGUAGCAUGAAAGAUUCGAGUAUUAUUUGUGGUGAUAACAAAGGAUCUCAGAUUUUUCGUGGAAGAAGUGCAAAUAGACAAAAUAGUUGUAACAUAUACAACGCAUCGAGCUGCAUGGAAAACAACUUACGAGGGGAAACGCAGCCAGACCAUAGAGAAAUGGAAAAGCGACAAAAUGUACCUGCAAAUGAUUUGUUGACAGCGGAAAAGGACAACAACGAAAUUGUAGCUGCACAGUUUUUAAAUCAGUUAAAAAAAUCAUCGGUUUUGGUGCAUACGAAAAACGGACGUCUCAAAUAUCAAGUGUCUGACAAUGAUACAUCUACAAACGAGACACAUAUCUGAUUGCUGAAUCAUAAAAAAAAGCAAAUAUAAAGUGCAAUUUGAAGACUGUAAUAAAAAUGACAUUUAAAUGAUAUAAAGAUGGAAUCUAAUAUAAAAAUGACAGAAUCUUUUCUUGAUUCUCAAAAUUUUUGUUUAAAAUUGUCACAAGAUUCUAAUAUAUCUGAUACUCAAAAUAUUAAUGAUGCAGAUAUAAUAAUAAUGAGUGACUCCAGUUCUAAAUCAACUUGUUCUAUACCUAAAUAUGUCUUAGGAUCAACAUCAAAUAAUCAUCCUACAAUAGAUAAUACUAUUUAUAUUGAAGAUUCUUCAGAUUCUGAUUCUAUAGACAUUACAAAUGAAAAAUAUUUUCAAUCUUGGAGAGCAAAUAAAAAAUCCUAUUUUAUUAAUAAUUUUCAAGAAAGAAAAGAUAUUAUAAAAAAAAAUAAUACAUUGUAUAUGUCUGAUGAUUUUUCAUCUAGUAGUAGUGGACAAGAAUAUACAACAACUUCUAAAAGAACAAAUAAUAGUUAUAUCACUUGUACAAGAAAAAAUAGAAUUAAUGAUAUAUCAGAAACAAAUAUUCAAUGCAAUACUAAUACUACUGAUAUUAGUAAUUUGAAAAAUUUUAAUAGUAUUACUCAACCACCUAAAACCAUACCUCAUAUUAAUAGUGUUAAAAAAAAAAUUUCAAAAGAAGAUACUAAAAAUAUUAUAAAAAAUAUAAAAUCUACACGAAUAAUAUAUGAAUCACCUAAAAUUCAAAAAGAAAAAAAUGUAAUAUCUAAUAAGGAAAUAGAUAAUAAUAUUAUACAUCCUGCUAUUUCACCUAAAAAUAAUUUAAAAACAAAUGAUAUAUUUAUUAAUGAAACUCAAAUAGAUUCUGAAAGUGAUAUUAUUCAAGAUUCUCAAGUGAAUCUUACACAUUCUUAUAAAACUCGUGUUAAUAAAUUUUUAAAUACACCAUGUAUAAAAAAAGAUACAACAUCUAUUAAACUAUCAGAAAGAAAAAGAAAACAAAUUUCACAAUGGCUUAUGACAAAUUUACCUGAUUCUCAAAGUGAUAGUUCACUUGAUAUUGUGCCUCUUACUAAUAAACAUGAUAAAAGUUCUGGAAAUAGCAGUUUAGAAAGAUUAGAAAUGAAUUAUGAAACUCCAAACAAUAGGGGAAAAAUAAAUCAAUUACCUAUAAGUGAAAGUAAAAUUAUAAAUUCAAAAUGCAAUAAAACAUCUAAUCCUACAAUAUUACAUCAAACUAUAAUAAAUGAAUUUGUUCAAAAAACAAAAAAUAAUGAACUCCAUACAUCACAUGAAACUCAUACUAAUAAUAAUAAAUUUUCAACUCCAAUAAAUACUUCAACAAAUACAUCCCAAAAUAUAGAUAUCAAGGAUUGUGCAGAUAUAUUAGAUAAAUUAUAUGGUAAAUCUUGGCGUAAUAAGGCUGAUAUAUUGUUUCCAAAAUCUGAAUCAAGAGUGAUUAAUACAAUUAAACAAGCAACUAUUACAAAAAAUAGAGCUGUUCAAACUGAAAGAAAGAUAAUAAAUAGAGAAAGAUUGUAUAUAUCAGAUUCAGACAGUUCUAACACAUCUUUAAAGGAUUUAAAAUUACAAAAUCGAUCAAAAAAGAAAAAUGUACGAAAAAAUAUAAAACGAAAAGAUGAUACUUUUAUAAAUGAUCAAACAUCAUCAGAAAGUGAAAAUGAAAGUUUAUAUUAUACUGCAUUAACAAAUCCAAGAGAAUCACAAAAUAGUACACAAUCAAAAACAGUACUUCCAUCGAUUGUACAGCGAGCUAUUAGAAUAUGUGAUACAGAUUCUGAAGAUAAUGAUAAUAUAGAUAACAAUAAUCAAAUAUUUAAUAAUAUAAGAGGAAGAAAAUUAUCAUUCAAUGAAAGUGAAGAUUCAAGUACUAGUGAAUUUGAUCCUGGUGAUGAAAUACCACCAAAAUCUACAAUUAAGAAAGAUUUUAUUAAAACUGUACAAAUACCUAAAUUAAAGACACAAAAUAAAUUAACUUCUGACAUUCCAAAUUAUAAAAAACAUAACAGCUUCUUAGCAUCUUUGAGUGAAAAUGUUUCCCUUACUAAUAUACAUCCAGAUGCUAAGAAAUAUAGAUUAGAUUAUAAAAAUAAUAAAGAAAAUUUAUGUAAAUACUUGUAUAAACUAUAUAAUGAAAAAGUAUUUGAUAAUGAAUUACCAGAAGAUAUGUCAAUAGAAUGGAAUGUUCGUAUGAGAGGAACUGCUGGUUUUUGUUAUAAUAAGAAAUCAGUAAAAACACUUGGUGGUAUUGUAAAAUCAUCACGAAUAGUUCUAGCAACAAAGAUUUUAGAUACUCCAGAUAGACUUAGAGAUACUUUAAUUCAUGAAAUGUGCCAUGCAGCUGCAUGGUUAAUAAAUGGAAUCUCUGAUGGACAUGGUCCAUUUUGGACAAAAUGGGCUAGUAAAGCUAUGAAAAUAUUUCCUGAAUUACCACCAAUAAGAAGAUGUCAUGAUUACAAAAUUAAGACUAAAUUUACAUAUAAAUGUAUAAAUUGUGGAUACAGUAUUGGAAGACAUUCUAAAUCUCUGGAUAUUGAAAAGAAACGAUGUGGACAUUGCUAUGGAAAAUUUGAGUUAUUAUUAAAUAAGACAACAAAAUCUGGAACUGUACAAAUGCAAACACCAAAAAGAGAACCUUCAGCAUUUGCACUUUACGUGAAAGAAAAUUAUAAUUCUGUAAAAAAAGAACGUAAUAUAGGACAUGGUGCAGUAAUGAAACUUUUAGGUCAGCAAUUUUCAGCAAUUAAAAUUGCGAAGAAACAAGAAAAUAUUGAAAAUAAUCCAAAUAUUAUUAAUUAAAUAAGUUAAUUAAAAUUAUAUUUUUUAAAAUUUUAUUAUUUUAUUUAGAGAUUAUGUAUUUCAGAUACUUUGACUAUUCAUAUUUUAUGAUUAUUUUAUAAUUUAUAUAACUGACAUGAUUUUACCAUUGCAGGCAUUGGAAUGUAAAUUAUGAAACGAAAUGUUUAUUAUAGACAGGAUAAAUAAUAUUUGUAAUCAUAAUUUAGUAUAAUUAGAUUAUAUAGACGUAAUUGCGAUUUAUCAAUUUGUAAUUGAAAUUUUAUAAUAAAUGAUAUAUACAAUUA